Argentina anserina (silverweed cinquefoil) is the source of this 1623-nucleotide messenger RNA. RefSeq names its product WAT1-related protein At5g64700-like. The record is from RefSeq and is a predicted model, not a curated record. NCBI's taxonomy places the organism in Eukaryota, Viridiplantae, Streptophyta, Magnoliopsida, Rosales, Rosaceae. Gene Ontology annotation, cellular component: plasma membrane. The coding region runs from base 286 to 1449 and encodes 387 amino acids. The transcript has 7 exons. Gene Ontology annotation, molecular function: transmembrane transporter activity.
UCCUAACCACGUCACUCAUCUGUUUCGUUUUGGAUUUUUCCAAUGCAUUUCUGUCUCUCGGUCUUAAUUUCUGUCUUUGACCUAGCCUCUUUCUGUUGGAAAGCAGGAAUCAUAUCAGAUAUAGAUGGCUCAGAUAAUAUCUCACUCUCAAUUGCUUGUUCAUUAACUGGUAGUUCUGUGUGCACGUAUAUAUAUAACCUCUCAGAGUCACAGAAGACAGAGAGUUUUAGCUUUGGUUUGCAUAGGCAUAUCUAAAAGCUGUCGUACAUAGAUUUGGAGAUAUAUAUGGAGAUGGGGUUUGUGAGGAAUUGGUUCAAAUGGUCGCAGCUGGUUUUAGCUAUGGUGAUGGUGCAGAUGUUUGUAGCGGGGAUGAACUUGCUUUCCAAAGUGAUUCUGAGUGAGGGAAGCUUCAUUUUUGCACUCAUGGCAUACCGGCAUGUGGUUGCGGCUGUUUGUGUUGCUCCGUUUGCCUUGUGUUUUGAAAGAAUUAAGGAACAGAAGUUAGGCUGGCGUGUUUGGUUCUGGCUAUUUGUCAAUGCCUUAACUGGGAUAACAGCAGCAAUGGCGUUGUUUUACUAUGGCCUCCGAGACACCACAGCUACAUAUGCUGUCAACUUCCUCAACUUAAUUCCCAUAGCCACCUUUGUCCUCUCCACCAUCACAGGAACGGCGAAACUGAAUCUGAAAACAAGAGCAGGGAAGAUUAAGAGUCUGGGGGUGAUAGUAUGCGUUGGGGGAGCCAUAACUACUAGUAUUUACAAGGGAAAAGCAUUUUAUAUGGUUCAUCACAGAAAUAAUCACCAUCACAUCACUUUUGAUACAUCUUACGCUCAUUGGACUCGCGGCACUAUCAUGCUAGUUCUUAGCUGCCUCUCCUAUUCUACGUGGUUCAUUGCACAAGUUAAAUUGCUCAAAAUAUUUCCACUGAAAUAUUGGUCAACAAUGUUAAUCUGCAUCAUGGCAACCCUGCAAUCAACGAUCGUAGGCUUAUGUUUAGACACAAGUACAACUUCAUGGAGAAUAGGGUGGAAUCUGCAACUAGUCACUAUACUUUAUUCGGGAGCACUGGCAACCGCUGCAACAUUCUGCUUGCUUUCAUGGGCAAUCUCAGUCCAAGGACCUCUCUAUCCUCCUAUGUUUAAUCCAUUGUCUCUCAUUUUUGUGGCGAUAUCAGGAGCUCUCAUACUCGGAGAAGAUAUUAGAAUGGGAACCUUGCUGGGCAUGGUUAUGAUCAUAGUUGGGUUGUAUUCGUUUUUAUUGGGUAAACAGAAGGAGACGAAAAACAUGUCUUUGCCCGAGCAAGCAAAAACAAAUGCAGAGCUCGCCGGGGGUCAGUUGAAAGCUGCAGUUAUGCCAACUACGUCACCGGAUAACUGUCUCCUCUGCAAUGAUAGCAUUUCUGUUCAUGUUGAUCAUGAAGAUGAGUCGAAACAAAAAGUGCCACAGUAAAUUCUAGAGGGCUUGAGGCUAAGCAAAGAACUAUGCUUUGAUUUUUAACAAAGGCAAAGGUCACUUUCUAUAGCUUAAUUUCUUGAUGUAAUUUUUUCAUUAAGAUAAUGACAGAAAUUACAGAGACAUUUUAAGCAAUGUAACACAUACCCCUUGAGAACAUUGAAGCAUCUA